Penicillium angulare is the source of this 1011-nucleotide messenger RNA. Its product is annotated as Rab geranylgeranyltransferase subunit beta BET2. Gene Ontology annotation, cellular component: Rab-protein geranylgeranyltransferase complex. Bases 1 to 1011 code for a protein of 336 amino acids. NCBI's taxonomy places the organism in Eukaryota, Fungi, Ascomycota, Eurotiomycetes, Eurotiales, Aspergillaceae. The transcript is spliced from 5 exons. Gene Ontology annotation, molecular function: Rab geranylgeranyltransferase activity. The record is from RefSeq and is a predicted model, not a curated record. Gene Ontology annotation, biological process: protein geranylgeranylation.
AUGGCUUUGGUAUCUGGCCCAGGCAGGGCUGGAGGUAGUACCUCGCUAGAUCAAGAACUGCACAUUCUGAAGCAUGUCGCUUACAUCAAGAACCUAGACACUAGGAAAGAUGAGUUGGAGUACUGGCUGACCGAGCACCUACGACUUAAUGGGGUCUACUGGGGUUUGACGGCUCUCCAUCUACUCGGUCAUCCCGAUGCUUUGCCCCGGGAUGAAACCAUUGACUUCGUACUCUCUUGUCAAAGGGACAACGGAGGAUUUGGUGCCGCCCCAGGCCACGACGCUCACAUGCUCUAUACCGUAUCUGCUGUCCAAAUUUUGGUCAUGAUUGAUGCAGUGGAUGAGCUGGAGAAACAAGGUCGUGGAGGCAAACAGAAAGUGGGCUCUUUCAUCGCGAGUCUACAAAACCGCGAAGAUGGCUCUUUCAUGGGAGAUCAAUGGGGUGAGACCGAUACUCGGUUCCUUUACGGCGCAUUCAAUGCACUGUCACUUUUAGGUCUGAUGGAUCUAGUCGAUGUCCCCAAGGCCGUCGCCUACAUCCAAAGCUGCGAGAAUUUGGAUGGUGCUUAUGGUCUUUUUCCUGGCGCUGAGUCUCAUUCCGGCCAGGUUUUCACCUGCCUCGGCGCCCUUUCAAUUGCUGGCCGCUUAGAUCUUGUGAAUAUAGAUCGUAUCGGUGCCUGGCUUAGUGAGCGCCAAAUUGACAAGGGUGGCUUUAACGGGCGGCCUGAAAAGCUGCCAGACUCUUGCUACACCUGGUGGGUUGGAUCAAGUUUAGCUAUGAUUGAUCGACUCCAGUGGAUUGAUGGAAAGAAGCUUGCUGGGUUUGUCUUGCAAUGUCAGGACUCUGAAGGUGGUGGCUUAGCUGACCGACCUGGGAACAUGGUUGAUGUUUACCAUACUCACUUUGGCCUGGCGGGCUUGAGUCUUCUUGGUGUUGAAGGUCUGCAAGAGAUUGAUCCAGUAUACUGUUUACCUAAAUCCGUGAUUAGUCGCGUUUUCGCAAAAUCUUGA